CUAUUGUGAAGUGAAUUAUAAAAUGUCAUCAAAUAUGAUGAAUAAAAUGAUUUGGAGUAUGGUAUUAGUAGUGAUAUUAUAUGGUAAUUGGGAGAUAAAAAUAGUAAAGGGAGAGGUGAGUGAAUCAAUUUGUAGAGAAGAAAGGAGAAUUGGUAAAAAAGCAUGUAUGUCUGUAUUAGUUGGAAUGAAUCCAUCAGCAGAAUGCUGUGAAAGAGCUAGAGUUACUCAUGAGGAAUGUUUUUGCCCAAUUAUUACUCCCAAAUUGGCUGCCAUACUCAACCCUAAACGAAUUAUUCGCCUUAUUCAAGGCUGCGGACGCACCGUUCCUCGUAACUUCAAGUGCGGAAGUAUUACCACUCCACCUUAAUCUUGAGAUGCAUGUUUAAUUAAUUAUGGUAUUAGUAUGUACUAUGCUCUGCAUAAUUAUGGUAUUCAGUUAUUAACUAAGAGAAACAUGUUUGUACUUUUUUUUUUGGGUUACUAUGGACCAUUUGGAAUAAGUCCCUUUUUUGGAUGGUUAUUACGUGUUGAUUCAUAAUAUAUCAUGUUGUAUUA
Messenger RNA from Solanum tuberosum (potato), 555 nucleotides. RefSeq lists its product as uncharacterized. NCBI's taxonomy places the organism in Eukaryota, Viridiplantae, Streptophyta, Magnoliopsida, Solanales, Solanaceae. Bases 23 to 367 code for a protein of 114 amino acids. The record is from RefSeq and is a predicted model, not a curated record. The transcript is spliced from 2 exons.